GUAACAAAGAGCCUGAAAUUUUCCCCCCUUUUUUACUUGGAGAUUUUUUUGUUUUAAAACAUAUCAGAGCUACUUUUUCGAGCACGUAUAUAUUCUCUUUGCUUUUCCAUUGAAGUUUAAACGAGGUACAAAAUAAACACUGCCCGAAAACUAGUGCAAAAUAUAAAAUCUACAAAAAAUGACACAUUAAAUUUGUCACUAAGUUUUUAUACAUUUUUUAUAGUAUUUUGAAGCAGAAAUAUUUAACAUGGACGUAAUGGGAUACAAUAUUUUACAAGAGGAGUCAUUACCAGGCUUCCUAAAAGGGAGACCCCAGGUGGCUAUGUGCCUGGCGUGCGCCUGCGGGCUGCUCAUGAUCACCGCGCUGUCGAUCACCAUCGGCAUCUUCAUCGGGUACACCUACUGCUACAUCGAACACAAGUCUGGCGUUAUAAACGGUGAAUGGGCCAUUUCUUCAAUCAAAAACUAUAAACACACAGCAAAUGUCACACGCACCAACGUAAAAAUCAUCCCGAUGCACUCGUUCGAGUAUCACGAUAACAAAACCACGACGGUCAACGAUGCCAUCCUGAACAACUACUUCAUCUCCAAACUCCUGAGGGUCAGCGGUCUGCGAGCGGCACCAGCUAUAUCCUGGUCAGAACAGACAGAAAAAAAGCUUAUUGAGACCACUGCCUGAAUGUAGGUAACAUUUCAAAUACAACCAGUCUGUGAUUGGUUGUUUUGGUUGUACCGUACCUAAUACCUAGUUAUGGAUUUGAACUGUUUAAGUAGCAGCACUGCAAGGUAUGUAAUGAAUGUGGUGUUUAUAAAUUUGUUGGCCUGUUAAUCGUUGUUAGUUAUUUUUAUAUGUAAGAAAGAAAGAAAUAAAAAUCAUUUAUUUAACGCCACAACACAGUAAUAGUAUAAAAAAGAAAGACAUCAUGCAGACAUGAAAACCUUUGGAUGCUAAAA
This is a messenger RNA of Cydia splendana, 954 nucleotides long. RefSeq lists its product as uncharacterized. The transcript has 3 exons. The record is from RefSeq and is a predicted model, not a curated record. Bases 248 to 679 code for a protein of 143 amino acids. NCBI's taxonomy places the organism in Eukaryota, Metazoa, Arthropoda, Insecta, Lepidoptera, Tortricidae.